AAAAAUUGCUCAUAGUUUCAAUCAUUAAAAUUUAAACCAAUACUCAAUCCCACAAAUAUUUUCGCAGUAACAAAAUCAUCAAACUAUCUCAUUCUUUGGAGAAGAAGUACGAGUGUAAAAUUUGUAUGAAACGCUUUUCAUUCCAACAGACUUUAAAAAAUCACAUUUUCACACACACGGGUGAAAAACGGUUCACAUGUGAUUUGUGUCAGCCACCAGUAUCAUUCCGACAAAUUGGCCAUCUUCAAGAUCCAGGUCACAAAUUGGCGAUUCACUCCAGCGUUAAACCACAUUCGUGUCCAACAUGUGGUAAAGCCUUCGCGCUCCGUGGCAAUUUAACGGUUCAUAUGCGUACACAUACCAGUGUAAAACCAUUCGAAUGUAAUAUUUGUCAGAAGAAGUUUCACGAUAGCGGCGGAUUAAAACGGCAUCACCUGACGCAUCAGCGUGGAAACGAAACCAAUCCAAACAUCGAUCAAAUUCUCAGUGCACAAAUCAUUGAAGCGCCAGCGACUGAAACGGCAAUUAUUGAACAACCGCCUUUCGAAAAUGUGACAAACGUAUUCCAUGUCAAUCAGACGGAUGUGAUGCACUUUGUUCCACCGUCUCAAAUUAUUGGUGAUAAUUCACAGGGCAUCUUUAAAACGCAGUGAUUUGAUUGAUAAUAACAUUUUGUACCUUCAAUAUUUAUUGAUGUUGAUUUUUUCUAUUGACAUUUUUUUUCCAUUGAAAAUUUUUUGUGAGGAAAAUAAA
Molecule: messenger RNA, 753 nt
Organism: Contarinia nasturtii (swede midge)
Lineage: Eukaryota; Metazoa; Arthropoda; Insecta; Diptera; Cecidomyiidae
Product: zinc finger protein 177-like
Exons: 3
Coding region: 126-653 (175 amino acids)
Biological process (GO): regulation of transcription by RNA polymerase II
Cellular component (GO): nucleus
Molecular function (GO): RNA polymerase II cis-regulatory region sequence-specific DNA binding; DNA-binding transcription activator activity, RNA polymerase II-specific
Source: RefSeq, a predicted model, not a curated record